Molecule: messenger RNA, 792 nt
Organism: Penaeus monodon (black tiger shrimp)
Lineage: Eukaryota; Metazoa; Arthropoda; Malacostraca; Decapoda; Penaeidae
Product: ATP-dependent RNA helicase A-like
Exons: 2
Coding region: 1-717 (238 amino acids)
Source: RefSeq, a predicted model, not a curated record
AUGAACAUCCUGAUCUUAGCACUUGCGGCUGUUGCAUCUGCUGCACCACAAGGCUACAACUUGCCUACCCCCUCAGGACCAUCUUUUAAACCUGGGGGUUGUGGUAGUGGACAAAUACAACACGUGGAUGGCAGCUGCGUCACACCCCAGGUAAAUAGUCGCGUGUUCCUCUAUGAAGUACCGGCUAAUGUUGGCGAAGUCAGUCGCCCAAAGUACAUUCCUAAACCUAAACUGGAACGUAAUAUCAUUUUCGUGAAACUUCCUGACGGUGCUCAGGGACCUGAUCCAAUUGUUGUACCGCCACCAAGACAGCAGCAUGUCUUGUUCGUCCUUAAUAAGCAAUCAGCACAGGAUCAGCAGGUGAUUGAGCUACCAGCACCACCAGCAGCCAACCCCGAAGUGUUCUUCGUCAACUACGCUGAAGGAGAGAACCCGACACUUCCCGGCGGAGUAGAUCUUCAGACUGCCUUGAAUGCUGCUUCUCAAGGCAGCGGCCAAGUCGUGGGCGCUGGCGGCGGUGGAGGAGGAAUCGGUGGUGGCUUUGGAGGUGGCAUCGGAGGCGGGUUCGGAGGUGGCUUCGGAGGUGGAUCAGGAGGUGGGUUCGGUGGCGGAAUCGGCGGUGGUGCUGGAGGUGGAUCUGGAGGCGGAAGUGGAGGUGGCGUCGGCGGUGGUAGUUACAGUCCUCCUCCUCCUUCCACCCUUUAUGGCACACCGUAGGAAGUUUUGUCUCUCCUCCAGAAUGUUUCAAUAAUUGUUUUUAGGUUUAAUCUUGAUUUCUGCAGGAAAAUCUAU